This is a messenger RNA of Gilbertella persicaria, 740 nucleotides long. RefSeq lists its product as uncharacterized. Lineage: Eukaryota; Fungi; Mucoromycota; Mucoromycetes; Mucorales; Choanephoraceae. The record is from RefSeq and is a predicted model, not a curated record. The transcript has 3 exons. The coding region runs from base 34 to 615 and encodes 193 amino acids.
CUCAAUUCAAUUCUCAUUUAUCUUAUUACAAACAUGAAGUUCAUUACCUUUGCCUCUUCUUUCAUUGGUGCCGCUGUAUUGAUGGCCUCUACUGCUGUUGCUGAUGUUGAUUUUAUGAUGUCUCCCGGUAGUAACACUUGUUUUGCCAAAGGUGAAACAGUCCAAUUUGUCUUUGAAUGUGAUGAUCAUGAAAGACUUUAUGCUGAUCUCUACCGCUCUAACGGAAGACGAGUUCAAUCGGUUCGCAAGUUCAAUAUUCAAUACUCUCAUGGCGAUGAUUGUUCUCUUGAAUGGGUUGUCGACAGAAACUUAAGUAAUGGCCGUUACUUUUUAGAGGUCUGUUCUGAAGACAGCGAUGAUGAAGAUGACUUUAGUGACGACGAUGACUGCAGCAGAAGCUUCACUUUCGAAGUUACUUCAUCUAACAGAGGCUCCAGUGGUUCCACCAGAGGUAACAGAAUCUCUCGUCAAAGACACCAUGUUCGCUCUCUCGAUAUGGCCAAUGCUUACGCUACAGGCAAGGAGCACCUCAAGGAACGUCAAUCAGAGGGUAGUAAGGGUGACAUUGACACCAAAGAAACUGUUGAAGGUGUUGAUGAUGGUGAAGAAGCUUAAGGGAUCUUGCUCUUUUACUCUAUUAUCAUUGUUAUUACAUUAUCCCACUCAUUGAUCAUUUCUUCGUUACAAUCUAAUCAUUAUCAUCAUUAUCAUCAUCAAUAAAAUCCAUUUUUAUUAAUCUA